GUAAACAACUCCCACAGACCGCAGCUCGCCUCGGCGAAGCCGGUGCGUAAAAACCCUUCCGCCGAGGGAAGUAGGGCCCGCUAAUCGCUCGAUUUCCUAAACGUUCGCGACCGUGAGACGUCCGCUCUCGCGCACGUAACGCACAGCGAGGGAAGGGAACGGCUCGGAACCGCGAGGGAUUGGGCGUCCGGACGGGGAAAGCCGCCGUGUUUAAAAUGGAGGCGCCAGCCCGGACCGCGGCACAGCGACGCGCCGCCGCCGCAGCGCAGGGACGUACUGCGAGCGACGGGCGGCGGAAAAACUAGAGACGCGCGUUCCCCGGACACAUUGUGCUGCUCCUCCGCCUGGAGAAACCCGGCAGCGGGGGACAUGCCCGGCAUGAUGGACAAAGGCUCGGAGUAUCUGGGCAAGGGGCGCUCCAACGGAACCAAAAGCCCCUCCAACGCGUCCAACGGUCAUUUUUCCGAGGAGAGUGGAAGCGACGACGAGCACGAUGUCGGAAUGCGCGUCGGAUCCGACUACCAGGCCAAUAUUCCGGAUUUCGAUCCCGGUCUGAGCAGAUACUCGGAUAAAGACAGCGGAGGGAUGCUGGUCUGGUCUCCCAACCACACCAUUAUGGACUCUAAACUGGAUGAGUACAUCGCCAUCGCCAAGGAGAAGCACGGUUACAACGUGGAGCAGGCUCUGGGGAUGCUGUUCUGGCACAAGCACAACAUAGAGAAGUCUCUGGCCGACCUGCCCAACUUCACUCCUUUCCCAGACGAGUGGACGGUGGAGGACAAGGUUCUGUUUGAGCAGGCCUUCAGCUUCCACGGCAAGAGCUUCCACCGGAUCCAGCAGAUGUUACCAGACAAAUCCAUCUCCAGUCUGGUGAAAUACUACUACUCCUGGAAGAAGACCCGCUCCAGAACCAGCCUGAUGGACCGGCAGGCCCGGAAACUGGCCAGCAGGAACAGCCAGGAUGACAGGUAUGAUGAGGAAAUGGAAGAGGCCAAUCCCAUCGAAGCAAAUGACAGUGACUACGACCCGAACAAGGAAACCAAGAAAGAGAGCCAGGUGGAGCCCCUGACGCUGGGCUCUAAAUUGGGAAUAGGCCGGCGGGAACACCAGACCCUACAACACCGCCACCACUCCCAGCGCUCCAAGUGCCGUCCACCCAAAGGCAUGUAUCUCACCCAGGAGGAUGUGGUAGCCGUGUCCUGCAGCGCCAACGCCGCCAGCACCGUCCUCCGUCAGCUGGAUAUGGAGCUGGUGUCCCUGAAGAGACAGGUUCAGAAUGCCAAACAGAUGAACGGCGGUCUGAAGCACCUGAUGGAGUCUGGGAUUGACGAGUUCAGGCUCCCAGAGUGCAACCAGAAAGUGAACGCUCGCUGGACCACCGACGAACAGCUGCUCGCCGUUCAAGGGGUCAGGAAGUACGGCAAAGACUUCCAGGCGAUCGCCGAUGUCAUCGGUAACAAGACUGUUGGCCAGGUGAAGAACUUCUUCGUAAACUACCGGCGCCGUUUCAACUUGGAGGAGGUACUUCAGGAGUGGGAGGCGGAGCAAGGAACCCGAGCCCCCAAUGGAGACAGCGCCACCUCUGGCGAGGAGGGGAAGAACUGCUCCACAACUCCUUCAGGGAAGAGCACAGAUGAGGAGGAUGAGGAGGGUCAGGUGACCUCCUCCGGUCCAUCUCCCGUGGCGACCCAGACUCCAGUGACAUCCAGCGCCUCCCUCAACCAGCCCCCCCCUCUGCUCCGCCCCUCCUUGCCGGCUACGCCUGCGCUGCACCGCCAGCCUCCCCCUCUGCAACAGCAGGCCCGCUUCCUCCAGCCCCGCCCUGCCCUCAACCAGCCCCCACCCCUAAUACGCCCCUCCAACCCCCUGCCCCCCCGCCUAAACCCUCGCCCGGCUGCCCCUGCCUCCCUCAACAACAGCCCCGGGGCUGUGGGGGCCAGUCUGAGCUCCUCCCAGCAGAUGUCCGGCCUGGCAGGCCACCAAUCAGAAACAGCCUCUUCGUCAUCCCUCCACUAAUGGCUGAAGCCGAUUGUGUGGAGAAGGCGGGACAUCAGCAGAGGAAGAUGUUUGUCGUCUUUGUGGAACCUGUCAGUCACAGAUGUUUAACUGGAGUCUGUUUCCUGAUUUUGUUUGACCUUACAGUUGAGCUAUGAUGUUAGUAAAGGUUGUGGUUCGCCUAUCAGAGCUGUCAUGUCACCUUGUUGGAAAAGUAACAACAGACGGAACAAAGAAGAUUUCUAAGAAGGUUGAAUCAGUUCAUCUGGACUCGGCGUUUAUUGACAGAUAUGUUUCGUCACUCAACUAAGUCAGUACGUUUACAUGAUGUUAGAAAAAGUGGAUUUAUUGUGUUAGUCCGACUAAAACUGGACUUUUAAUAAACAUGUAACCAACCGUGUUUGUCCGACUGAAAUUGUACUAGAUUGAAUUUCUGGAAGCGGGACUAACACACCUAGAUGAUGCGGUUGGGGAUGGAUUUACUCUGGCAUGUAUACGCUUCAGUCGGCCCUGAACUGGCCUUAGCGUUCUGUGCAUGGACCAUAGUUCCCGCGGCCCAAUAGCAACCAGCUGAAAGGGGGCAUAGCACCACCUACCGUACCGGGGUCGGACAUACUUCUGUCAAUAAAUCGAUUCUCCCCCCGGUUCUUGUGUACUGGAAUGACGACAGUAGUCCAAUUACAUGGCCUAACCGAGCUGUAACCGUAACACCACUUAACUUUGCAUGUAAACACAGUCAGUGUUGGGGGAAUUGGGGAAUAGUUGCAAUCACAGUAUUGUAACCAUUGCAACUAUUCCCCAGUCCUCUGUGACUCGUACACAAUGGCCGUUGUAACUCUAGUUAAUGGUCACUCCUAUUUGCAUAUGAACCCGGUUGUUGGUUUGGGUCGUUAUGCCCCUGUAUUGUUUAUAAGGGUGGGGACACCUGCAGUCAGGUGAGACUGAAGAGGUCACUUAGAUGAUGAUGAGACAUUUCUGUCAGUAAACGUUGUGUCCAGAUGA
This is a messenger RNA of Lampris incognitus (smalleye Pacific opah), 2997 nucleotides long. RefSeq names its product REST corepressor 3 (gene rcor3). The transcript is spliced from 12 exons. Gene Ontology annotation, biological process: negative regulation of DNA-templated transcription; regulation of transcription by RNA polymerase II. Bases 370 to 2016 code for a protein of 548 amino acids. Gene Ontology annotation, cellular component: histone deacetylase complex; transcription regulator complex. The record is from RefSeq and is a predicted model, not a curated record. Gene Ontology annotation, molecular function: transcription corepressor activity. NCBI's taxonomy places the organism in Eukaryota, Metazoa, Chordata, Actinopteri, Lampriformes, Lampridae.